Symphalangus syndactylus (siamang) is the source of this 553-nucleotide messenger RNA. RefSeq names its product 10 kDa heat shock protein, mitochondrial-like. The record is from RefSeq and is a predicted model, not a curated record. Gene Ontology annotation, molecular function: protein folding chaperone; metal ion binding; protein-folding chaperone binding. NCBI's taxonomy places the organism in Eukaryota, Metazoa, Chordata, Mammalia, Primates, Hylobatidae. Gene Ontology annotation, cellular component: mitochondrial matrix; mitochondrion.
ACUUGGGAGGCUGAAGCAGGAGAAUCGCUUGAGCCUGGAAGGCGGAGGUUGCAGUGAGCCGAGAUCACACCACUGCACUCCAGCCUGGACAACAAAGAGCAAAACUCGGUCUCAAAAAAAAAAAAAAAAAAAAGAGUUGUCUGACUAUAGAGCUAACAAGAAUUUGUCGCUUAAGAUGAGUAUGUAUACAUGAGAGCAGAGUACGAGUCUGAGGCGGAGGGAGUCAUGGCAGGCCAAGCGUUUAGAAAGUUUCUUCCACUCUUUGACCAAGUAUUGGUUGAAAGGAGUGCUGCUGAAACUGUAACCAAAGGAGGCAUUAUGCUUCCAGAAAAAUCUCAAGGAAAAGUAUUGCAAGCAAGAGUAGUCGCUAUUGGAUCGGGGUCUAAAGGAAAGGGUGGAGAGAUUCAACCAGUUAGUGUGGAAGUUGGAGAUAAAUUUCUUCUCCCAGAAUGUGGAAGCACCGAAGUAAUUCUAGAUGACGAAGAUUAUUUCCUAUUUAGAGAUGGUGACAUUCUUGGAAAGUACAUAAGCUGAAACGUCACUAUUGAAAUGG